AGAAGCCGCCCUCUCUCCACGCCGGAAGGGCGCCCGUGGCCGCCGCGAACAAGGCGGCCACCCCCCGCGGCUCGGCGUCGCGCGCCCCCCGGCGCGACGUCCUCCUCCGCUCGUCCCCCUCGCCCUUCCCAUCCGCCUCCCCCCCCCCGCGCGCCCUGCGCUCGGCCGUGCGCCUCCCAUGGACGAGCCCGGGCCCGACGAGCCGGACUGGAACUACCGGGACCAGGAGGCUUGGGCCGAGCUGCCCGACAGCCGGUGCGGCCGUCCGGGGGAGCAGUCGCCCUUGGACCUGCGGGGGUUCCCAGAGAACUCCGUAUGGCUGCCGAUGGAGGAAGUCGGCCACGUGGUCCGCCUGGGCCCCAUCAACCGCACCGUGUGGCCGAGGUACCCCAUCGUCUGGAACUACACGUGGCCGAUGGUGCAGGUGGCGCUGGAGGACGGCAGCGCUGGGCCGCAGGCUCAGCUGCUCUCGCCCUACAACGAGUCGACGCGCGUCACCUUUUUCAAGACGGAUUAUUAUCUGCAGGGGGUUCGCUUCGCGUCGCCGUCCGAGCACCAGCUGGACGGCGUCAGCUACGACAUGGAGGCGCAGUACCUCCACCGCGCGCGGGACGGCCAAGUCCUGGUGGCGGCCGCGCUGCUGCGGGUGGGGCUCGUGCCCGACAACGCCUUCGUGGAGCAGCUCUGGGCUGGCCUCGGGAGGCUGGGGGGCGGCUCCGGGCCCGCCACCCUGGUAGUGCCGAACCCCUUCUACAGCGGGCUGCCCGCCGACAGGUCGCUCUUCGCGUUCAACGGGAGCCUGACUCGCCCCCCUUGUACGACCGAGGUGGUCUGGCUGGUGUUCCGCCAGCCGAUCCUCGUGAGCCGGAGGCAGCGGGACGACUUCCGCCAAAGGCUCCAGGACUCGCAGGGGGAUCGGCUGCGGAUGGAGACGACGUCCCCGAAGGGCGUCAUCGAGCCAUGGAACCUGAGCCUGGGGACCAACCGACGCCUGCUGCAGCCGCAGGGCUCGCGCCUGGUCCUGAGCCUGAACGUGACCCGGGCGCCGCCGAAGCCCGAGCCAAGCGACCUUUUCGGCGGCCCCGACGCCUGGGCCUACGCGGCGCUGGGACUGCUCGCGGCCGUGGUGCUGCUCGGCUCGGUGUUGCUGGUGAGCUGCCUCUGCUGCCGCGGCUGCGGCGGCGGCCUCCUCCGCCGCAAGUGGGGGAGCCGGAGCCGGGAGUUGCUGAGCGACGCGAGCACCGACGCCGAGGAGGACGAGUCCGACGGCCGGGGCGGCUCCGACGGCUCCUCGAGCUUGCUGAGCGGCCGCCGAUGAGCGCCCAGCGGCGGGGUCCGUGCCCGCUGUCAGCACGGCGGCAGCCGGGCACACGAAUUCGAAGGCAGACGGAAGGGAAGGGCAGGCCAGCAUCGCCUGACCAAUCUUCUUCCCCAUAGCCCCACCAGCUCACCCUCCCAG
This is a messenger RNA of Prorocentrum cordatum, 1459 nucleotides long. The record is from the annotation of a GenBank genome assembly. NCBI's taxonomy places the organism in Eukaryota, Dinophyceae, Prorocentrales, Prorocentraceae.